AAUAUAUAUGAACAGAGAUCCAUAUAUAAGUAUAAAGCAUCGAUACAGGAGAGAUGCUCAGUGCUCUGUACUGUGCUAUGUGCCCAGGAAUUGUCCGUUCUCUCUUUUUCCCAUUAUUAAGCAUCAAUUUUUGUUCCUCUGCCAUUAAUAUUAUUCCCAAACAGAAGAAAAUUUUCGAUAUUUACCGACAGAAUACAUAUAUCGUUUUUAUAUGUAUGUAUCGUCAUCUUCCAAGUGCUAGCAAGAGUUGUACAUACACUUAGUUGUUUACAUUUUGUGUCUGUGUGUGAAUCCCAUAAGAUCAUUUUGAUUCAAGCACAAAAAACUGACAAGAAGGUAGAAAAAAGGAGAAAUUUGUACGCGUGAAAAUGGGGUGUGCACAAUCAAGAAUAGACAAUGAAGAAUCAGUGUCAAGAUGCAAAGAAAGAAGGAAUCUGAUGAGAGAGGCUGUUUCUGUAAGAAAUGCAUUUGCGUCGGCUCAGUCGGGCUACGCCGUAUCCCUCAAAAACAUUGGCGCUGCCUUGAGCGAUUACGGUACCGGCGAGGUGCCCCCGCCGCCACCAGCUAUAGCGGUGGGCCCUGGAGACCCAGCUGUUACGGAGCGACCGCCGCCGCCGCCGCCGUUGCCUCCUUCUGUGAUGGAGUCCAGUCUGCCUCCUCCUCCGCCACUCCCGACCUUUUCCCCUCUCCCGCCCAUUCAGCGUUCCAUGACCAUGCCUGCUGCGCUUUCUCACUCGGAGAAAAUGAAGGGUAUUGUCAUUGAUGAGAGUGAUGAAGAAGAAGAGGAAGAAGAGAAAGGAGGGCUUAAUAGAAGGAAAAAAGGGGUUGAGGAGAUGGGCCCCGAAACCCCAAUAAGAACCCCUAAUCCGCCCCCGCCACCGGACCUUAAAGGCGUGGCCUGGGAUUAUUUUUUCAUGGGGGACAAUAUGCCCGGUCAGUCAUUGGAGGAGGUGGAGGAAGAAGACGACGAGAAGCAUUAUAUGGAAGGACAAAAGGGCAAUGAAAAUGGGAAUUUCGACGAGGUGGGUAACAUUAACAUGGAGUUCAAGACGCCGGAGAAAAAUGUGGGAUUCCCUGGAGUUGAGGAGUUUAAGACACCUGAGGAGACGACGGUGACUGAGGCAAAGGAGAAGCAAUUCUUGCAUUCAAACACAGCGCCACCUGUGAUGAGUGGAGGAGGGAUUAGUGGUGGGAAUAUGGUAGGAAAUAAAAAUAGUGUGGAUUUGUCAAAGAUUUUGGGUGAGAUUGAUGAUCAUUUCCUCAAGGCUUCCCAAAGUGCACAAGAGGUGUCGAAGAUGCUGGAGGCCACCCGCUUGCAUUACCAUUCUAAUUUUGCUGAUAAUAGAGGGCACAUUGACCAUGCAGCGAGGGUAAUGCAAGUAAUUACAUGGAACAAGUCUUUCAGAGGCAUACCAAAUGGUGAUGGCACUAAGGAUAACUUGGAUGCAGACGAUUAUGAGACGCAUGCCACUGUCUUGGAUAAAUUGCUAGCAUGGGAGAAAAAGCUAUAUGAAGAAGUGAAGGCUGGUGAGCUUAUGAAACUCGAGUAUCAGAGGAAAGUUUCAGCGUUGAACAAGCUGAAAAAACGUAAUGCUAGUACAGAACAGUUGGAGAAAGCAAAAGCUGCUGUUAGUCAUUUGCAUACACGGUAUAUAGUCGACUGGCAAUCUUUGGAUUCAACUGUUUCGGAAGUCAAUGAUAUACGCGACAAGCAGUUGUAUCCAAAACUUGUUGCUCUCAUUCACGGGAUGGCAAAGAUGUGGAAAUCCAUGUGCACACAUCACGACAGCCAGCUGAACAUUGUUGCCGAACUCAAACCCCUUGAAAUUUCGGGAACUCCCAUUGAAACGAGCAAAAAUCAUCACGAGCAUACACUCCAGCUUUGGAAUGUUGUCCAGGAAUGGCAAUCGCAAUUUGAAAAGCUCGUUACUAAUCAAAGACAAUACAUCCAAGCCCUUAAUAGCUGGUUGAAGUUAAAUCUUAUCCCGAUUGAGAGCAGCAUAAAAGAAAAAAUCUCUUCACCCCCAAGAGUUCAGAACCCUCCAAUCCACCCUCUCCUACAUUCUUGGCACGACCAACUCGAAAAGCUUCCGAAUGAGGUUGUCAAAAGCGCAAUUUCCUCCUUUGCUGCUGUCAUAAAGUCCAUUAUUGACCAUCAGGAGGAAGAAAUGAAGCUAAAGGAGAAGUUUGAAGAAACCAGAAAAGAGUACAUGCGCAAGAACCAGGCAUUCCAAGAAUGGUAUCAGAAGUACAGCAUGCAGCACAGAACCCCAGACGAGAAUGACCCGGAGAAAUCCGUGGGCUCCAACACGAAGGACCCCCUUUUGGAGAAACAGUUUGUGGUAGAAAGCUUGAAAAAGAGGUUGGAAGAGGAAAUGGAAGAUCAUCGGAAGCUCUGUAUUCAAGUGAGGGACAAGUCGCUUGGGAGUUUAAAAAUCCGGCUGCCUGAGUUUUUCCGAGCCAUGUCUGACUAUGCUCAUACUUGUUUUGAUUCUUAUGAGAGACUGAGAAUGCUUGUUCAUUCGCAGAAUCAUGCGAACCGGGGUUCAUAGAGCUGGUUUCGGUUUCCCAUUACAUGGUGGACGACUUGUUCAUGGCGGAUUAGUUUUUUUUUUUUUUUUUUAUCUUCCAAGCGUGUGCGACUCAAGGGAGAAGAUUUUUCUAGCUUGUUGUGUACUCCCAUUUAUAGUUUUCACUUGUUAAUCCUGUCUUUGAUUUAACUUAUUUGGUGGCUGGAUGGCAAUGGAAAGGGCUACUCUUUUCGGAU
This is a messenger RNA of Olea europaea var. sylvestris, 2767 nucleotides long. Its product is annotated as nitrate regulatory gene2 protein-like. The coding region runs from base 369 to 2552 and encodes 727 amino acids. The transcript is spliced from 4 exons. The record is from RefSeq and is a predicted model, not a curated record. NCBI's taxonomy places the organism in Eukaryota, Viridiplantae, Streptophyta, Magnoliopsida, Lamiales, Oleaceae.